Triticum aestivum (bread wheat) is the source of this 1926-nucleotide messenger RNA. Its product is annotated as protein JINGUBANG. The transcript has a single exon. The record is from RefSeq and is a predicted model, not a curated record. The coding region runs from base 160 to 1587 and encodes 475 amino acids. NCBI's taxonomy places the organism in Eukaryota, Viridiplantae, Streptophyta, Magnoliopsida, Poales, Poaceae. Gene Ontology annotation, molecular function: protein binding.
UCUUCUUCUCCUCCCUUUCGGCCUCGGCUUUCCUUCCGGCGUAGGUCAUUCCAUAUUCGGAUCCCUUUCCUCGCCUUAUAAAGGACCCUGCCGCUCGGCGCAGCGCAAAUCAACCAGCCGAUCCAUCGUUUUUCGUGUGAACUGUUGUGGCAUCGAUCCAUGGGUAACCACCAGAAGCUCCUCAACUUCCUCCGGCCGGACCCGGCCGCGGUGGCCGCAUGCUCGCCGAGGUCCUUCUCCUCCUCCUCCGCCUCCGUGUCGGACGACGACGGGUACAGCUGCUCGUCCUACCCCACCACGGACGGGGACGCCUCGCCGUCGCGCUACGGCGGCUCCUCGACCCCGCCCACGCCCAAGUCGCCGUGGGCGCACCUCCCGGGCCUCGGCGCCGGGGGCGCCGUUGCGGAACCUGGGGCCACGGGCCUCAUCGCGUCGCUGGUCAAGGAGGACGGGCACGUCUACUCGCUGGCGGCCACCGGGGACGUUCUUUACACCGGGACCGACUCCCGGAACGUGCGCGUGUGGCGGGACCAGCGCGAGCUCGCCGGGUUCAGGACCGCCAGCGGCCUCGUCAAGGCCAUCGUGGUCGCGGACGACGGGCGCAUCUUCACCGGCCACCAGGACGGCAAGGUGCGCGUGUGGCGCGCCGACGCGGACAACCCCGCCGUGCACCGCCAGGUGGGCUCGCUCCCGAAGCUCAAGGACUACCUCAAGAGCGCCGUCAACCCCACCAGCUACGUCGAGACGCAGCGCAAGGGGCGCCAGCGCGCGGUGUGGCUUCGGCACUCCGACGCCGUGUCCUCCCUCAGCCUCGACGAGGGCGCUGGGCUGCUCUACUCGGCCUCGUGGGACAGGACCUUCAAGGUGUGGCGCGUGUCGGACUCCAAGUGCCUCGAGUCCGUCAGCGCGCACGACGACGCCAUCAACACCGUGGCCGCCGCCGGGUUCGACGACGUCGUGUUCACCGGAUCGGCCGACGGCACCGUCAAGGUGUGGCGGCGGGAGAUGGCCGCGAAGAGCGACGCCACGAAGCAUGUCCUGGAGAAGGUGCUCGGGGAGGGCGAGAGCGCGGUCACCGCCAUCGCCGUGUCGGCCGAGGACCGCGUCGUGUACGUGGGCUCGUCGGACGGGCUGGUCACCUACUGGUACUGGGUCGACGGCGAGGCAAGAUACGGCGGCGUGCUCAAGGGCCACAAGAUGGCGGUGAUGUGCCUGGCGGUGGCCGGCAACGUCGUCGUCAGCGGCUCGGCCGACCAGACCCUCUGCGUCUGGCGUCGCGACGGGGCGGAGCACGUCUGCCUGAGCGUGCUGACCGGACACACCGGGCCCGUGAAGUGCGUCGCCAUGGACGAGGAGGCCGCGGUCGCCGGUUCGGGCAGUGAUCGGCGGUUCGUGGUGUACAGCGGGAGCCUCGACGGGUCCGUCAAGGUCUGGCGCCUGUCGGACGCACAAACGCCAGCGCCGGUGACGGAGCGCACAGCAGCGCCGUCGCAGGCGUGGAGGGGGCAGCCGGCCCCGGCGACGUACGCGGAGGCGUGGGCGCCGUACCAGGCGACGGCGGAGGCGAAGCGCGUGCCAGCGGCGUGAGGGCGAAGCAAUCGUGCUCCUACGUGCGCGCAUGGAAGGGAACAAUGUGGUGGCCACACGUGUACUCGGGCAGAUCGUACUAGAGUGUACAUAUACGUAGCAGUACGAGUUGUGCGUGUAUUUUGAGGUGGGAAAUCAGAUUGUGUGGCGGUGGCCGAGAUCAUCUGGUCUGUGUAGUUGACGGGGAGAAAUGGGCGGUGGGUUGACAGUGAGAGGUCACGGGCCACGUCAAAAUCGGUUGACAGAAGAGGGAAAAUGGUUUGUGUGGGUGAUUUUGGCUGUAUAACCAUUGAGAUAGAUUUCGUGCAACAAGGUGUGCACUAAAGGUUCCCUGAAAAA